UUUGGAGUUUUCUAAUGGGGGAAUUUCCAGGAACCCUAUUUUGACCUUCUCUCUCUCUCUCCAUUCACUGCUUAUCAUCAAAAAUUUCAGGUGUUAUCUGGUGAAGAAUCCUUCAGACUACAAUCAUCGACCUUUCAAGUCUACAAAUCCCGCAACCCUUCUUUCUCAACGCCUACAAUGGACAGCUGUGGAUCUACAUGUCUCUGUAUUACGAAAGCUUUUUUUAACUGAUUUCCCAGAUUCUCAGGGUAUAAAAGAGGAGAAGAAGAGGUGUAAAGAGAAAUCGUUGAUUCAGAGUUAUAUUGGCAAGAUGAGGAUCACGAAGUCUGUUGAUUCUUCUCAAAACCCUAGCCUUUGUGGAUUCUUGGUGGUCGAAUCUUAUCCUAAAAGGUAUUCCUCCAAGAUCCCAUCAGAUCUGGUUCUCUUUCUCGGACUUGGAUUCAUAGAUUGGUAACAUAAUCGCUUAUCCUAUAUAAUAUCUAUAUUUAAUGUCAAAUUAUGACGGAUUUCUCUAUUAAUCUUCCACCAAUCACCCAAUUUAAUGUAUUUAGAGGUGUUCUUAUUUGGGAGAUUCAUGACAGCUGAUCGAUUUGAUUCAUCCUAGUUCUAGCUAGUCUCUUCUUCAUAUACUUUUCCUGACUUUAUACCUGAUGAUGAUGAUAUGGUGAUGGUGAUAACUUGGUAAAAUUCAUAACCCUAGUUUAACAAAAAUGAGGGAUUCUCUUCUUAAAGUUCUGUCAAUGGAAAGCCAUCACCCUUCCACCAUUUUGUCCAUGGAUUCAAGUACAUCAUCCUCACAAGAAGAAUUAGAUCUUGAAAUGAAUCUCCCAGAUGGUCUUACAUGUCCUCCUGAUAUCAAUCUUCCUUUCUCGGUUGGUAAUAGUCCCCCACCACCAAUAUGGAACUCUGAUUGUGGUGACAUUGUUGAUAUUGGGCAUGCUCCCCAAUCAUGUGAAAUUGAAAACGCCCCAAAAAUGGGAAGGAAAUGUGCUAAGAGGGUAGAUAGCAUAUGGGGUGCUUGGUUUUUCUUCACUUGCUACUUCAAGCCUGUUUUGAAAGAGAAAUCGAAAGGGAAGAUCGUUGAUGCAUGCAAUGGUGUAUCGGGAUUCGAUAAAUCAGAUAUCCAACUCGAUACUUUCUUGGUUCAACACGAUAUGGAGAACAUGUAUAUGUGGGUAUUUAAAGAAAGACGGGAGAAUGCUUUGGGAAAGAUGCAACUUCGGAGUUAUAUGAAUGGGCAUUCUCGACAUGGAGAGCGUCCUUUCCCGUUUAGUGUGGACAAGGGUUUUGUCCGAUCGCAUCGGAUGCAGAGGAAACAAUAUCGGGGAUUGUCGAAUCCUCAGUGCAUACAUGGGAUUGAGAUUGUAUCGUCCCCGAAUCUCACAUUCCUCGAUGAAAACGAGCGGAAAAGGUGGGUGGAGCUAACCGGGCGAGACUUCAACAUUGCUAUUCCGUCUGAAGCCAUCGACUUCUCUUCUUGGCGAAAUCUUCCAAUUCCCGAGUUCGAAGCUCCACUCCUAAUCAAGAACAACCCGAACCUGAUCUCGAAGAAACUACUCAACGGUUCGGAUCUCAACUUGUCAACUAGCAACGGCGACCCAUUGGAUCUCUCCCCGAUGAGCAAGAGACAAAAACACUUCUUCCCACAAGUGGCUUAUCCAGACCAGAAUCCGCGUUUGGAUAUGGUAAUCGACCCGCUAAGGCCGCACUGGGCGGACGACUUUAGCGGGGUCAUGACAAACGUUCAUGGGCCCGUGACGGCCGCCAAAACGAUAUACGAAGACGAAACAUCGUACCUAAUUAUCAUAAGCUUGCCGUUUGUGGAUCUUCAAACGGUUAAGGUUUCUUGGAGGAACACGAUAACUCACGGGAUUGUUAAGGUGUGUUGUUUGAGCACUUCUUGUGCCCCUUACGUGAAGAGAAGUAACCGGACUUUCAAGCUCGUAGAUCCUUCUUCGGAGCAUUGCCCUCAGGGGGAGUUUAUGCGGGAAAUUCCUCUUGCGACGAGGAUUCCGGAAGAUGCAAAUAUUGAGGCGUAUUAUGAUGGGCCCGGAACUACAUUGGAGAUUAUCGUGCCGAAACCUUGUGGAGGGAUAAAAGAACAUGAGGUGGUUGUUUGUCGUCGCCCUCAUAACAUGGAAAGCAGUGAUCAUCUUAUGUUGGUAUAACACUCUGUGGGAUGGUUUUUACUUAUGUUGUGGAUUAUUAUUGCUUUUAGAAUUUCUAAUUUAAGUGUUAUUUUGACAACUUAAGUGUAAGCUUGCUUGUGGUGUUAUUAUAUGAUUAUGUUGAAAACUAUAAUAAUUGGUUUAUGUUUAUUAUUUG
Molecule: messenger RNA, 2325 nt
Organism: Impatiens glandulifera
Lineage: Eukaryota; Viridiplantae; Streptophyta; Magnoliopsida; Ericales; Balsaminaceae
Exons: 1
Coding region: 711-2168 (485 amino acids)
Source: RefSeq, a predicted model, not a curated record